This is a messenger RNA of Trichomonas vaginalis G3, 1864 nucleotides long. RefSeq names its product protein of unknown function, DUF4106 family. Lineage: Eukaryota; Parabasalia; Trichomonadida; Trichomonadidae. The record is from RefSeq and is a predicted model, not a curated record. The annotation marks the transcript as partial. The transcript has a single exon.
AUGCCACGUAAGCUACGUAAGAAUAUACGUAAGAGGAAGAGAGCAUUGAAACAUCCAAUAGUAAAACUGACACCACAACAACAGUUGCAACAACAAAUGAUGAAUGACCCCACUAUGUUGCAACAAAUGUCAAGCAACCCUAUGCUUUUAAACCGAGUUAUUGGUGCACAGAGUGGAGGUUUAAGAGCGGCACUUUUAGCGAAAAUGGCAGGCUAUGGUGGAGCUGCAGACGGAACAGCUUAUAACCCUCAAAGUCAAAUGAAUUUGAGUUCACUCAAAAAUCAAAUAACAGAUGUCAAAAAGUCAAACAUAGACAUACAGAAACAAAUAAGUGAAAACGAAAAGAAACUAGAAUAUGACAGACACACAAAGAAACUCAAUGAGUUAAACGUAGAGAAAAAGAAGAAAGAAGAACAACUGAAAGAACUAAGUACAGAGGAAUAUGCGAAAAAAGUGUCAGAAAAAGCAGCAGAAGUAGCAAAAAUGGAACAAGAUGUUAUAAAUUUGAAAAACCAUACUACUCAAUAUAAAGUACUGAAAGAUGAAGAAAUAAAACAAAAAGCCCUGAAGACAUAUAUGGAUAGCGAUGAGUAUAAAAAAGAAGUUGAAGCAAAUGUAAAGGCAGAAAAACUUUUACAGUUGCAAAACCAAACCGUACAGUAUGAAAACUUAGCACAAGAAAGUAAAAAUAACGACGCAGCCAUGCAAAAGGCAAUGAAAAGCGCAGAAUAUAUAAAAGCUAAUAAUGACUGGUUAGAUGCCCAAGCCAACGCUAAAGCAGCCCAACUUAUAGGGUCAAUAAGGACAAAAAUACAAGCGGAUGAAGACAGUUCAAAUGAAGCUUUAAUGAAUGCUGACUUUAAGAACGCCUUCGAAGCUCUUCAUAGUAAGGUGAAACUAGUGAACGACUUCUCAUCUGGAAAGAAACUGAAGUCUGAAGGUUUCGACAAAGAGUUAAGAGAAGUAGCACAAAAUAUGACGAAAAUAACAGAUGCAGCAACGAGACAGGCAGUUCAAAGUGCCUAUGACGCCGUUAGAGCAACUGUUGUGGAAAGUCAAGAAAAAGAGUUACAACAGACCAAAACAGACCUAGUAAAUGCUUUCUUAAAAACGAAAAGUCAGGUAGGACAUUAUGCUGCAGAUGGAACAUAUGUGCCAGCUGGUGGAACUUAUAUACCAGCUGGUGGAACUUAUAUACUAGCUAGUGGAACUUAUAUACCACCAAACCCUCCAAGAGAAGCACCUGCACCAGGACUACCUAAAACAUUUACAUCGUCACAUGGACACAGACACAGGCAUGCACCAAAACCAGCACCACAACCAACAGUUCAAAACACUGCACCACAACCAACAGUUCAAAACACUGCACCACAACCAACAGUUCAAAACACUGCACCACAACCAACAGUUCAAAACACUGCACCACAACCAACAGUUCAAAACACUGCACAGCAACAACCACAAACAGAGCAAGGACAUAAAAGAAGUAGAGAACAAGGAAACCAAGAAUUCUUAAAAAUGCUUAAGGAAGACUAUGGUUACCCAGAUACUCUUGACUUUAGUGACAGAUAUAAAGAAGCUAUUAGAAAGUUCAAGGAAGGAAAUACUGACCCGAACCUAUUUAGCUUUAUGGUUCAGCACCAAAUGGGAUAUAAUUUCAAACCUGGAAAAUACAAGCUCGCUAAGGGAUAUGAUUUAAUAGCAUAUCAUCCAAAUGACAUGACUGAAUUUACUCCAAGAUAUUUGGUGUCAGAGCUAAACGAUAAUUCAACUCUCUUCAUGAAACGCGUAAAAAAUAGAGACGGAACGAAAGAAGAAAGGUUUAUGAGUCCGGAUGACUUAGAUAGGGAACUUGUUAAAAACG